Messenger RNA from Andrographis paniculata, 3166 nucleotides. RefSeq lists its product as uncharacterized. The record is from RefSeq and is a predicted model, not a curated record. Gene Ontology annotation, molecular function: mRNA binding. NCBI's taxonomy places the organism in Eukaryota, Viridiplantae, Streptophyta, Magnoliopsida, Lamiales, Acanthaceae. The coding region runs from base 97 to 2751 and encodes 884 amino acids. The transcript has 12 exons. Gene Ontology annotation, cellular component: nucleus.
UUUGCAAAAAAAAAAAAAAAAAAAAAAGGAAUCCUUCUCAGUUCCGAAAACACCGGGGCGGUGGAAGAGACAAUCGGCGCUGCCUGCACCGCCUCAAUGCCUCCGAAAUCGGCGUCCGCCGUUCCGACGGGCAGAGCUUCUCGAUUAACGGCUAGGAAGCGUAUUCCAAGCCACAGUUCAGUCGUCCGUGCUCGUGCUGGAUCUUCUCCGUCGGCCUCCGGUGGCGGCAGUUCCGCUUCGAUGGCCAAGGGCAACCGCCUUCCACUCACCGAUGUUCCUGCUUCUUUUGAAUGUUCAAAGGAAACUGACCGCGACGGUGCUUCUGAUACGGUGGUCGGCGCCGGAGAGAGUCCACGCGCGGGGACUCCUGUUUCCGAGGCGCAGUCCGUAGGUUUGAAGAAAACCCUAGCUACUGUUUCGGAGGCGGUAAAGCUUGAUACGGAGGGUGUUAAAUGUGACCGUGCUGAGAAAUUGGGAAAUUUAAUCAAGCCUGCGAACUCUGGGGGUGAAUAUUUGGCGUCUGAUAAAAUCCUUCCUGACAGAGAUACAGUUGAUUCUCCUUCGACUGCAAAGGCGGGAAACGGAAAGAAGAAAGUUGUGAGGAAGACUGUAAGAAUUGUCAAGAAGAUAAUUAAAAAGCGAGUGCCGAAGAAAAUUUUAGCGAGUGAUUCGAAAGAUCUUGGAACAUCGGAGAAAGCGCAAGAUGGAUUGAAUUUGAUCGACCAAACCCUAAGUUCAAAUAUUGGGAAUGGUGAGGGGAGAGGGACGGAGGCAAGAAAUUUGGGUUGUUUAAGCCAUGUUGAUGUGGAAAACUGUAAUAAGGUUAUGGAAGAAGGAAGGAUCACAGCUAAGGGAACUCAAGAACUGAAGCUCGUUGGUAGUGAUGGCGAAAAGGGAAAUGAUCAAAGUGGAAUUGAUUCUGUGAAUGGAGAGAGUUUGGAGUUCCAGUCUAGUGCGAAUGUUUCGGACAGAAUGAUGGAUGAAGGAUGUACCAAUCGACAUGGGGGAGAUGCUGCAUGUUCAGAUGUACAGGGCAGUGAAGUUGAAAACUCAAUUCAAGAGGGAACUGUGAAUCAUACUGUUGAAACUGUUACGAGUUUGAAGGAGAUGAAAGAUUCUUCGCCGGAGAAUCGAGCAAGUGUGUCUGUUGUGCAAACUCUGACUGUGGAUAUUGUUGAUAAAGUCGAUGGGCGGCUAAUUGAGCAUCAAGAUGUGCGUCUAGAGGGAGAAAAUAAUGAGGUUUUGGCUGUGGGAGAAAAUGAGAGGAAGAUUGAGGAACCUGAAGAUGACUGUGGUGAGAUGAAGCAUGAUAGUGUUAAGUUUCCGGAGUUACCAAUUAAGGAAAUGGAGGCAUCAGAAGAAAAGAAAUGGCAAGAAACUGAGAUAUUUGUUGGUGGAUUGGACGAGUAUACAAAUGAGGAUGACAUUAGGAAAGUGUUCGAUGAAGUUGGGAAAAUACAGGGGGUGAGGUUGGCGAUGAGAGGGAAUGCAGGCAAGAACAAGGGUUUUGCCUUUGUGCAUUUUGUUACGGUUUCUGAUGCCAAGAAGGCAUUGGAAAGUUACUCUAAAGUGGAGAUUCGCGGGAAGCAGUGUAGUGUGGUACGUGUUGAGCCCAAUGAUACAAUAUUUCUUGGAAACAUUGCCAAAAACUGGAAGACUAAUAAUAUUGUUCUUUUGCAGGUUUUGAAAUUUUUAAAGUCAGUGGGCAUUGAGAAGAUAUGUAAAGUUAUACUUAAGACUGAUCCCAAAAAGUCUCAGAAAAAUCGAGGUUUUGCCUUUGUUGAGUUUGAAACAUGCAGGGAUGCUCAAAUUGCUCUUCAUAAACUCCAAAAGAAGGAUGCUUUUGGAAGAGACCCAAGGGUGACUGCUGAAUGGGCACGACCCCUAGUUGACCCGAAUGAGGAAGUCGACGAGGUGAAAACUGUUUAUGCUGAAUGUCUACCUUUUGCUUGGGAUCAAGAAAAAGUGAAAGAAUACUUCAAAAGAUUUGGUGAAAUCGAAAAUGUUACCUCUGGGAAGGGCCUGCCUUCAUCCAGGAGACAAGAUUCUGCCGUCAUUAGAUAUAAAACCCGUGACGCAGCUUUUGCUUGCAUUGAGGCUAUCAAUAGAGAGAUAUUGGAGGAUGGCGGCUCCAAGGUUAAGAUCGCUGUCUCUCUUGCAAAAUCAAUUCCAAAGUGCAAGCAAACGAAUACCUCUGAUCUGACUAGUAAGCAACCCUUCAAAGCCAAGCCAAAGGGAUCACAAACCUCCAAAAGGUUUCAUGAACCCCAAAAAACGGGAGACCCUGCCAGGAGUAGCCAUCAUAAUAUCAAGUUUGAUAGCAGACCAUCUACUACUGAUGAACUCGUACAACUUCUGAGGGAACAAGCAUCAAGUAACCAGGUCCUUCAAUAUCCCAGGACAGGUCCCACUGUUCCAGAUUAUCAUUUUCCGUUACCUGGGAGCAAGAGGCCGUACUCACUAACUACAAGUUACCAAACGGCACAUGAUCCCUUCUAUUCCGAGUGUCGCCCCCCGCCACAGAUGCGUAUAGGAAGUUCUUAUCCCAUCUCAGCAAUGAGUUCCUCAUCCUAUGGUUACGAUCAACCGCCUUUUCUGUAUCAUCAAGAAAGGCCUGGUUUCACAUCCGAAUAUGUUGGUGGAAGGAGAUACUAUCCUGAUGACUUUCAGGCAACGCAGCAGCUGCUGCCACCACCGCCGCCGCCACCCCCAUACCAUGGACACAGUGAUAAUACAUACCGAAGAUACUGAGGAGGCAUUCUAUGGAGAAGGAAAGUAGAGAGAUUGACCUAUAAAUUAUUUUGGUAGCUAGGGGGAGAUAUAUAUACAUAUAUAAUUGAUCAUGAUUUUAUUGCAAAGGGAAAACCAACAAUUAGGCGGGGUGGGGGUGGGGGUGGGGGUGUGGGGUAACAAACCAACCAAGCCAAGGCUGCUUAUGGAUGAAAGUUUUCUGACAUUGACUGACUAUGGAUGAAUGAAGGUACAACACAAACCACAUGUUUUGCUAAAUGUGUAAAUGGAUUCGUUAUUGAACUUAUACAAUAUGCAUUUUGCUACUGUUUCUUUUUGAUCGCCCCUCUGGUCCUAUAUUUGAAUUUUAUUGUUUGAAAAGUUUAGAGAUGGUAAAAAGUGUAUAUAUUUAUUGUUACAAAAAUAGAUUAAAUUA